Siniperca chuatsi (mandarin fish) is the source of this 168-nucleotide messenger RNA. NCBI's taxonomy places the organism in Eukaryota, Metazoa, Chordata, Actinopteri, Centrarchiformes, Sinipercidae. The record is from the annotation of a RefSeq genome assembly.
AUGCCUCAACUCAACCCCGCACCCUGAUUUGCCAUUUUAGUCUUCACCUGACUAAUUUUCCUAACCGUUAUUCCUCCUAAAGUGCUAGCUCAUACUUUCCCCAACGAGCCAACUCUUCAAAGCGCAGAAACCCCUAAAACAGAGCCCUGAAACUGACCAUGACACUAA